This is a messenger RNA of Leptinotarsa decemlineata (Colorado potato beetle), 2516 nucleotides long. It is a transcript of the gene Fpgs1, whose product is annotated as Folylpolyglutamate synthase 1. Gene Ontology annotation, cellular component: cytoplasm; mitochondrion; cytosol. Lineage: Eukaryota; Metazoa; Arthropoda; Insecta; Coleoptera; Chrysomelidae. Gene Ontology annotation, biological process: tetrahydrofolylpolyglutamate biosynthetic process. The record is from RefSeq and is a predicted model, not a curated record. Gene Ontology annotation, molecular function: tetrahydrofolylpolyglutamate synthase activity; ATP binding.
UCGCAGAAAGGUAUGUUCUGUUCGCAGAAAGUCAGUCAGAAAACAAGAAGUCAUAGUCGUACAAAUAAUAAUUGCUCAAUAAAAAGGUUUCAAUAUUUUUUCAACGGUUUAAAGAAAAUGAAUAAUUUGAAAGACCUUGGAAAUGUAGAGAUAAACAAUUACAAGUAUAAGUCUUAAUAGUCUAUCCAGCUUCCUAAUUAUAGGAUAAGAUAACAAUUCUAAGAAUUCUGAAAUCCGAGGUUAUAAUAGAUAUGAGGUUACCACGUUUUGCAGUAAUUAGAAGAGCUUUGUCAUACACAAUAAAGUCAAUAGAAAGUAUGCAAGUCGAACAUACUGAAAAUUAUCAGAGUGCUAUCAAAGCCCUGAAUGGCUUGCAGACAAACGCUCAGUAUAUUAAAAAUGCGGCCAAUAAACCGAAUAUUGCUUCCAAAGUCCAAGAAGUUGCAAAAUUUUUGAAAAGGUCUGGUGUGUCAUUGGAGCAGCUAGAUAAACUGUCAGUCAUCCAUGUUACAGGAACCAAUGGCAAAGGAACUACUUGUGCCUACUGUGAAAGUAUUCUUCGCAAUCAUGGCUAUAAAACAGGAUUUUUUUCAUCUCCACACCUUUUGGAUGUUCGUGAAAGAAUUAGAAUUGAUGGAAAACCAAUUUCAAAAUCUAUGUUUGCCAAGUACUUUUGGAAAAUCUAUCCUUUACUGGAUAAGCAAAAGGUAAUGAGCUUGCACCAUAACAAUAGAAAGGGGGACUUGACUAUUUGGUUUUUAAAAACUGAGAAAUAUUUUAUUUGUCAAAGAAAUACUGCUGUUGUGGGUAUCACCCCUUUAGAUAUGGAUCAUACUUCAUUGUUGGGAAAUUCUUUGGAAUCUAUUGCAUGGAAUAAAAGUGGUAUAAUGAAAGAAGGAUGUCUGGCUUUCUCCACUAAACAGCCGCCAAACGUGUUACAAGUAUUUCAGGAUCGAAGUUUAGAACGAAAAUGCUCUUUUAAAAUUGUGGAAGAAAACAGUUAUUUGGAGGAUAACUCAUAUAUGCCCCCACAUGUUCGGAGAACAAAUGCCAGCUUAGCUCUAGCGUUAACUGAAGCUUUUAUGAGUAGAGACAAAAGUAAGAAGAAAAAAUUUUCACUGGAACUAGCAAAACAAUCCAUAGAAGAAACUCGAUGGCCUGGGAGAUAUGAAAUCAAACAUUUCAAAGGCUUUAGAUUUUACCUGGACGGCGCUCAUACUUUCGACAGUAUUUGUGUUUGUAGAGAUUGGUUUGAUUCUCACACCAGUAUACGUAAUGUGAAGAAAUGUCUUAUAUUCAAUAUUACUGGGGAACGUGACCCGGAAAUGUUUUUCAAGGAGUUGGGCAAAUGUGAAUUUGAUGCUGUUAUUUUCAUACCAAAUGUAGGAGGCGAAAAUGAUAGAUCAGAUACAGCCGACUUCAAGCUACCAGAAGACAAGCAAUUGCAACGUUGCGAAGCUUACCGAUUGAAGUGGCUGACCCUGGAGGAAUUGUUUGAAAAAAGAUCGGAAACUGUCUGUGUUAAGCCUAGCUUCUCAAAAGCUGUAGAAUUUCUAGAAAUUAGUUAUAAUGACUGUGAUAUUUUAGUAACAGGAUCUAUUCAUUUGAUUGGAGCAGCUCUUUCAGUUCUUGAUCCUACUCUCAAUGGUGCAUUAAAUGAGUGAUACCAUUGUUGUUUAUGGUUUUUUUAUAGAAAUAUUUGAAAAUAAAUUGAAGAGAAAAGAAUGUUUGUUCAGAGACAGUAUUCUUUAUACAUAAUUCACAUAACUUUAAUACAUUUGUUUUUCUUUAUCUUCUUAUAAGUUGAGAAAAUGUAUUACUGAAAUGGAAUAUUUUGUAAGUCAAUAUAGAGGGUGAUCAUUUUUUCUAUUCUUGCCAUUUGGUUCUUGCAUGUCGUAGCGGAAAGAAUUUUGGAGAUAUCCAGAAUAUUUCAUAAAGUUGUCAAAGAAAAAUUUCAAUAUGAAGAUCAAAUAAGGUUUGUUUUACAUUUCUUAAAAAAAUUCAUCAAACGUUUAGUGGAAACAAAGUGAAAAAGAUCCUACUUCUGAAAGUAAUGGAAACAUGAAUUCUAUAUCUAUAUGCCUGUUAUAUAAUGAAAAUAUUAAAGAAUUUGUGAAAGCCUUUAGUGAAUUAAAUUUAAUACUGAAUACCGGUAUUAGUAUUCUUCCAUAUUAUUAGUACUUGCUCGAACUAUCUUUGGAGACUGCUGAAGGUAGUUCAGAAGUUUGAAUGAAUAAAAAUGAUUUGCUACAUUUAAAAUUUUUUUGACUGAGAUUGUAGAUUAGCUUUUGCCAAAUAUUUCAUUUCAUAUUUUCUAACUGCUACAUUUUGCGAGUUCUUAAUUGUGAGGAACAUUGAACAAGGAGACUUUCUGUACGACAGUGGUUCACUUCAAUUAAUCACAGAACUCAUUAAACGUUGGUGUAUGUAUUUUUCCAAAUGUUUAGUUUACUUCGUUACUAAUUGAUUUCUUAACAUGAAUUUGUCAGUCUCUUUCAUAAACCCAUAAAAAGAAA